UGUUUUGAUCACGCGGACUGGGAUAUGUUCCAGGUAGCCUCUGAGAAUAAUAUAGGUGAACACAUAGAUACGGUGACUGAGUUUAUCAGGAAAUGUAUAGGAGAUGUUGUACCCACUGUGACUAUUAAAACCUACCCAAACCAGAAACCGUGGCUAGAUAGCAGCAAACGAGCAAAACUGAAAGCGUGAACCACCACAUUUAACCAUGGCAAGGUAACUGGGAAUAUGGCAGAAUAUAGACAAUGUAGCUAUUCCCUCCUUAAAGGUAAUCAAAAAGGGAAAACCUCAGUACAGAGACAAAGUGGAAUCGCAAUUCAAUGGCUCAGACACGAGACGUAUGUGGCAGGGUCUACAGACAAUCACGGACUACAAAGGGAAAACCAGCCACCGCAGACAGUGACCUCUUUCUUUCGGAUAAGCUAAACACCUUUUUCGCCCUCUUUGUUGAUAACACAGUGCCACCAACAUAGCCAGCUACCACAGACUGUGGUCUCUCCUUCUCCGUGGUCGAUGAGCUGGCCAAACACUUUGAUAAAAGUGACCCUGGCUACGAGGUAGUGGAGGAUGCCAUCAUCACCAUGACAGCCGUGGCCUGGUACAUCAACGAUAUGAAGAGGAAGCAGGACCAUGCCGUCAGGCUGCAGGAGGUUGAGAGCUUGUUGACCAACUGGACAGGUCCAGACCUGAGUGGCUUUGGGGAGCUGGUGUUGGAGGGCGCCUUCAGGGUUCAACGGGUCAAGAAGGAGAGGGCAUUCUUCCUCUUCGACAAGAUGCUGCUUAUCGCUAAAAAGAGGCUGGAGCAUUUCAUCUACAGCACCCACAUAUUUUGCUGUAACCUUCUUCUCGUAGAAACCAUGAAGGACCCCCUGUGUUUUAAGGUGUCCGAUCAGACCAUCCCCAAACAGCAGCACAUUGUACAGACCAAAAACCAGGAGGAGAAACGCCUUUGGCUGCACUACCUCAAGAGGCUGAUAGUGGAGAACCAUCUUGCCUCUCUACCCCAGAAGGCAAGGCAGGUACUCGGUGACAACUUCUGUCAAUCUCCUCAGUUUGAUCAGGAUCGGUUAAAAAAAUCAUCUCCAAGAUGCGAUGAAUACCAUCGAGGCAGACGCCAAUCAGCCCCAGAGUUCAUCUACACCCCAGAGAAGGCCAAGAAGAGCCUUCCCCUGCUGCUGGAGGGGAACCUGUCCUAUCGCCGUGGCAGGAGGCAGUCUGGCUGGCAGCGAGGGGGAGCUGUGUCCUGGGGCAGAUAG
This is a messenger RNA of Oncorhynchus nerka (sockeye salmon), 1253 nucleotides long. Its product is annotated as pleckstrin homology domain-containing family G member 3-like. The transcript is spliced from 9 exons. Bases 579 to 1253 code for a protein of 224 amino acids. Gene Ontology annotation, molecular function: small GTPase binding; guanyl-nucleotide exchange factor activity. Gene Ontology annotation, biological process: regulation of actin filament polymerization. The record is from RefSeq and is a predicted model, not a curated record. NCBI's taxonomy places the organism in Eukaryota, Metazoa, Chordata, Actinopteri, Salmoniformes, Salmonidae.